This is a messenger RNA of Nematostella vectensis (starlet sea anemone), 2315 nucleotides long. RefSeq names its product presequence translocated-associated motor subunit PAM17, mitochondrial. The transcript has 3 exons. The coding region runs from base 9 to 770 and encodes 253 amino acids. The record is from RefSeq and is a predicted model, not a curated record. Gene Ontology annotation, cellular component: PAM complex, Tim23 associated import motor. NCBI's taxonomy places the organism in Eukaryota, Metazoa, Cnidaria, Anthozoa, Actiniaria, Edwardsiidae. Gene Ontology annotation, biological process: protein import into mitochondrial matrix.
GAUGCAUUAUGGGCGAAGUUGCUAUUUUCAAGAUGGCCGUCGCACUUACAUCACUUCGCACGUUGCGAACCAUUUCACGUCUUCCAAAUGCUCGCAUACCGUCCACGUGUAGCUUUUUAGCUAUAGAUCUUACAUGUACAACAAGAAAAAGUUUGAUUUUUGUCUCCUUGAGGAAUUUCACGAGUACCAGUGAUAGCGAGUCCACUUCACGUGAUGCAGGCGCUAAGAAGGCAGGAGAAAGUCCGAAGCAGUUCACGUUGGGCUUUGAGGAAUUCCAGAAACUAAAGCGCAAAGUGCGAGCUCGUCAGCGUGUGGCUGGUCUUCCUGUGGCAGCGGUAGCUCUGAUGACGUCGUCAGCUGUCAGUGCAUAUCUCAACCCCAACAUGUUUGACGCCCCCCCAGAUCAAAUCCAGCCCAUACUGGGUAUGGACCCAUUGAUCUUUUGUGGGCUGUGCGGAGUUGCAAGUGCUGGUGUUGGAUAUAUUGCUGGUUCUGCUAUAUUUGGGUCUAUUUGGAGGUUCUUCAAUAGAGACACAUCUAAGAUGCUUCAGGAGAGAGAAUCUGACUUCUUGGAGAGAAUCACAGCAAAGCGGGCAUCUUCAUUCAGUAAGUUUGAGGACGACUACUAUGGAGAGAACAUUAAGACUUUAAGUGAUUACCGACAGUGGUUAAGGGAACAGCAGAAGAAACAGAAAGCAGCAGAUAGUCUUAAGAAGAAAUCAGAAGAAAGCUCUGAACAAUCCCAGGAACAAAGUACACAAACGCAAUAAAGGAAAGAAAUCUUUAGCUGCAAAAAUGCUAUAACGGAAAGAAAAUUGUUUGGAGGAGAGACAUUUUGCAUAAGAUAUGAAGUUAACCAAUUCUUUGGACUUAUUAAGGGCUAGGUAAUGUUGUGUAAAAUUGUAACAUGCAGCUGAUAGAAAAAUAGUAUUGUCAGCCAAAGUCAGUUGUUAGAAUUGAGAAAGUUUAAAACCUAAAGUAGGCCACACAUAUUUCAAGCUUUGUUUAUAAGCUACUUUAUAUCUGGUGUCACCCCGACUGGAAUAGAAGAGAAGCAGCUGAACCCCCCCCCCCCCCCCACCCUACCCCCAAUGCUGCAGUUUACUAAGGGGAUCUUUUUUUGUUAUAAUAUCUAUAUAAAAUAUCUGACCCCCCCCCCCCCCACCCACAAGAAAACACUGCAGUUUACUAAGGGAGGCUUUUUUCUUAUAAUAUCUAUAUAAAAUACCUGACCCCCCCCCCCCCUAUACACAAUAUGGCAAGGGACAAAACAUUGCAUUCAGCAAGCAAUCGUUGAAUCAUGGUGAUUUCUUAUAUACUUUAUUGUUUGUGGGACCAGAUAUUAAAGCCGCAUUGUCACCAGUUUACUUCCGGUCGAUUACUUUACAAUCUCCGAUGAUUUUAACGGAAAACGCGAAAAAUAUUGAAAGCAGUGUGUAUAUUGCAGGCUUCUUCGAGGAUGUGAUUGAUAAUUGAGAGCGGAUGGCAUGUUAAAUAUCUCGGAUUUUAAUAGAUUCUUUUGUCUUUUAACAGUUGAGGUUUCCGUCGGACCUCCGGAAAUGAACUGGUGACAAUGCAGCUUUAAUAUUAUUUUACCAAGAUAAUCAUUUUAUAAAGUAUCACUAUAUCGAGGCUACUCGGUAGAUAGUUUUUUACUGUUUAUACAAAAUCUCUCGGAGAGAUUUUGUGUCUAUAUAAAAUUUCUAGCUUUCUUUUCAGAUAAGGAUUUUUUUUCUAUUAAACCCCUAGCUUUCUUUUCUGAUAAGGAUUUUCUGUCUAUUAAACCCCUAGCUUUCUUUUCAGAUAAGGGAUGUUUUUCAAUAAAAUCUUUAGCUGUGUUUUUCGAUAAGGGUUUUUUGCCUAUUGGUUAUCUUAUAAGGGUUUUGUAAGGGCUUUGUACCUUUUCAAGUGAUAAGGGUUGGAUGUCGUUAGCAGGGGCUGGUGUCAGAUGCUUGUCUGCCCUGCCCUAGACAAUCAAAACUUUAGUACACCACUCUCUCAAAGAGGUACACACACACAAAAAAGGAAAUGAUUGCAAUAUCAAGACAAUACAUGAAUCAUGUCCUUGAUAUCUUUUUUUACUCAUAAUUGGAUGUAAUUAUUUUGCUCAAAUUCUUGGGCGUGUUAGAUUGCAAUAUGUGCCUCAUUGAAUUCCCAGAAGAAAGCUUUUUGUGUUCUGUCAAAUUUAUAAUAUACAUAAAGCCCAGGUCUGGACUCUCUUUGCGCUUGACAUUCUGGCUUGUCCAGAUCAGGGCUUUAUGUAUAUUAUUUGAUACUCCAGGGUCCUGGUAACUAGUAAAUCAAUUCCACUUGGA